Molecule: messenger RNA, 2558 nt
Organism: Conger conger (European conger)
Lineage: Eukaryota; Metazoa; Chordata; Actinopteri; Anguilliformes; Congridae
Exons: 8
Coding region: 420-1253 (277 amino acids)
Source: RefSeq, a predicted model, not a curated record
AUGUGUAUGUUUUUACUUCGACACAUCCUCGUAAUUUUGCAUGCGAUACGUUUUAGUAGAAAAGGAAAUGACAAAUGUGUUCGUUUUUUCAUGUAAAGGAUACAACGUAGAUGAUCCCUUGCAAGAAGAGCGUGUGACAAGAGCAGGCGUAGCGCAUAGCCCAACAUUAAAAUACAAAUAAUAAUGUUACGUACAUGUAUCGAUUAAUGGAGCAGUGAAUGAGAAAUAAGAAAGAAGUAUAUAUGCAUGGCCAACUCAGAGAGGCCAGAGGAAGAAGAACGGUGCGAGACAAUUAAUGCGAAUGGGAGCGCCAGUGCGCGCCGUAGCACCGUAGCAUAAACGGAUGCUUGCAGAUUUCACAAGUAAACAACAUGCUGUGAACAUUUCUCCAUUGUAGAAUAACAGCCUACCGAAACGAUAUGACCUCCAGUUAUAAGUGGGAGAAGGAGCAGAAGAGGAGACUCCAGAAUUUUCUUUCUGACCUGGCUAUGCUGGGCUCCCUGCAGGGUUUUCGCUAUUUCCAGCCUUGGCUGAGAGGGAGAGAGGAGCUGUUGCUGACCAUCGUGAACGAGGACAUGGGAUGGCACUCCCCUGGGUUCCCAGUUUCAAUGGCAUCCUCCUUCAGCAGUUCCACUGCCGGCAGCAGCAGCAGCAGUGCAGCCAGCUCUCCUCUCUCUGGAGUCCAGCCCAUGCAGGGACCACCACAGCAGGCCAGCAGUUGCAAUGAAGCCCAUCUACUCCCAGCAUCCCCCAGUGAGCGGGAGAUAGCUGUACCUGAAAUAAACUGCACUCUUUUCCUAUUGGCUGGCUAUGCAAAGUAUGGCAGACCCUAUGCCUGGAUUCGGUCUAAUCAUGAGCGCCUGGUGAACAUUGGAGGGACAGACUCGAUGGUUAGAGACACACCCAUGAAGCUCAAGUCAAUCACAGACUGGGGCUCACAAGGGACAAGGGUGUGGGAUGUAGUGAGUGAACUAGUCUGUCUUUGUACCAUUCCUCCUCCUGCCAACCCCUUCUCCCUGGACAUGCGCUACCUUCAAACUCUUCCCCUCUCGGAGCAAUUCCUGGUCUCAGGGGCGCUCAUAAACUUUUUGGAGAUGCUUGUUGUCCAGUGCAACCAGGAGGAACCAUUCUACUGGAAAGUUGUGGAGGAGGUGGACUCCCUGAGACGUCUCCAUGUACAGGCCCUCUGGGAGGUGCAGCGCCUAAGAAGUGAAGCUCUGAGUGUGGAGCAGGGCCCGUCUGAAGAACAGUGACCAACGUGACAGCAUGGACCCCUGGGGUAGGGGAUGGUCACCAGUCUGUGGAAUUAGCCCUCACAUUAAGCCAUUCCGAUACCAGCACCAGCUCCUUAAACAGUAUAGGUGAUUGUGUUUGUGAGAAUAAUAAGAUCAUCAACAGAGAAUAAAAAGUGUUCAUUCCAAGUUUUAUGUCCCAACAACUUACAAUGCAGUCUGUAAGUCAUUGGACAGUGACACGUGUUUUUCUUAAAGUGCAGAAUUUCAGCUUUGUGUUUUCACAUCCAUAUUCGGUGAACCAUGUAGGAACUACAAUUCAGACAGCCCCCCCCCCCCAAUCAACAAAGUUACUGGACAAUUGCCAAUCCAAUUUUUCUUGGAGACAUGUGUUAAGUUCCAUUAUUAGUUCAUACAUAAGAGCUAUCCUCAUUUGGAGUCUACCACCAGGUUGUUGUUUCUCAACAUGAGGACCAAAGAAAUGUCAAUGGCAGUAAAGCAGGCCAUCAUUAGGCAGGAAAAUUAGAGUAAAUCAUAGCCGAAGAGUUAGGAGCAUCACUAUUAACGGUUUGGUAAAUUAAGAAGCAAGAACGCACUGGAACCAUGGAAGACCAGUGUAAUGGAUGACAGAAUAAUCAUUUGAAUGGUGAAGAAAAAUCCCUUUGUAACUGUUCAACAGAUCAAGAUCAACUCUUCAACACGCUCUAGGAGGUGUAGAUGUGUCAGACGACCAUGACCAGAAGACUACAUCAGCAUAACCUCUGAGGGUUCACCACAAGAUGAAAACCCCUGGCAAGCCUCAAGAAUAGAAUGGCCAGGUUACAGUUUGCAAAAACCUCCAUCAAAAGGUUCUGGAACAAAGUGUUAUAGACAGAUGAGAUGAGAAGAUCCAAAGCAUGCCACCUCAUCUGUCUAACAUGGUGGAGGUAGUGUUGGGCAUGUUUGGCUGCCACUGGAACUGGCUCAAAUCUGUUCACUGAUGAUGUCACUGCUGACAGCAGCAGCAGGAUGAAUGCCAACGUACUGUAUAUAGAAACACAGUCUGCUCAGAUGCAAGCAAAUACAUCAAAACUGAUUGGAUGAAAUCAGUGAAUUAAUUGAAUGAAAAUAAGCAGGAGCUGAAGAGUUGCAGUACAGGCCUGGCAGAGCAUCACCAGGGAAGAUACCCAGCAUCUGGUGAUGUCUAUGGGUUGUACACUUCAGGUAGUCACUGAUUGCAAAAGCUUUGCAAUGAAAUAUUGAAUAUGAUGACUUUACGUUUGUGUUCAUUUGUCCAAUUACUUUUGAUCCCUAAAAUGGCAGGGACUGUAUAAAAGGGUUGCAAUU